Molecule: messenger RNA, 15578 nt
Organism: Bacillus rossius redtenbacheri
Lineage: Eukaryota; Metazoa; Arthropoda; Insecta; Phasmatodea; Bacillidae
Product: zinc finger BED domain-containing protein 4-like
Exons: 2
Coding region: 14601-15578 (325 amino acids)
Molecular function (GO): protein dimerization activity
Source: RefSeq, a predicted model, not a curated record
AAGGUAUAUAUAGCAUUUUUUUUCUCUUUCUUCUAAAUGUGUAAUAAUAACAGGUGCCAGCAUGUAACAAGAUGGAGGAAUUUGAUAAUGAUUUCACGUGAGUGGCUUCAGUUUACAUAAUAUGUACUAGUUGUAUCAGCCAAAAACGUCGACUUAACCUAGAGUCCAUCAGUAACUGCAAGAUGUAGCCAUUUUUUUUAAGAGGGUGAAGUGUAAUUUAUUUUAAAGAAUCAAGAAACUGACUGUCAACAUGUUGAACUUUUUUCACUAUCCUUAAGAAAACUUCAUGGUCUUAAAAAAUUAAUAUCCCAGUUUAAAAAAAAAAAAACAUGUUAACACCACAUGUGUUAUGAAUAGCUGGAAGCAGAACAUUUUGGGAAAAUAAUGACAUUGUUGCAAAUUCAUUAAACUUUCAAAUAUCCAGGCCUGGAUUAUCUGGUUUUCGGGCUAUCUGUGGUUAUACAGUAAAACACAGUUUUAACGAACUUCAUUAGAGCGAACAAUUCAUUACUACGAACUAUGCCUUUGGUCCCGUCAGACGUCCAUAUAACAUAACGUAAAAAAAUUUCACUAGUACGAAUUUUCUCGUUCAAAUUUUUUAAAUAUUCUAUAAAUAUUCAUUUGAACGAACACUUUUCUGCCCGGCACGGUAAACGACAAACGGAUAAAAUCGUCGCCAUUCACCCACAAACUGCCAUCUUAUUUAUUUUGAUACGCGCCAUAGAUGACUGCAAUGGACUAGUGUUGAAAUUAAUGCACAAAACUGGUGUAGCGACUAAAGCGCUGCAAUGUGGUGUUCGCUGACGUUACUCUUUGUUCUAUGCUCGCACGACGUGUUUAACCGAUGCGAAGUGCUACAUCAUAAAGUAUUGCUACACACACAUCUCUGGUCGUUUUCUUGUUUAUUGUUUGAGAAACGUGCGGUAGCCCACAACUCACAUAGUUUCGGUUCCCUAGCACGUUCGUGCAACUUCGGAUUUCUCUCAAAAAUUGAAAUUAUAAAAAUCGAAGGGUUGUGUUAGGUUAGUCACAACAUGCUUGAUCUUCUGAUUUAGUGGCUGAAGUGGCGUUAAUACCAAAACGCAAAUCUUCGGAAAUCUUCGCAAAUUCUUGCAGGGAACUGAAACUACGUGAGUUGUAGGCUUCCCAGAAACGUGGCUAUACUACAUGUAUAACUUAUUUUUAUAUGUGUAGGGUGCAUUUGUUUUUAUAGUUUAAAAAACCGUACUAUUGAACAUGUCUUCUAGGAAACGACUUGAAAUGUUAAAAGCAGUAGAUAAAGAAAAUAAAAAGACUGAUGUGGCUAAAAAGUUAGGUAUCUCCAAAUCAACAUUAUCCACAAUUCUCACCCAGCGAUCCAGUUUGGAAGACAAUAAAAUGUAAAAAAAAAAUUCCUAACUUUUAAAUUUUAUAUUUUUAAUUUAUUACAGCAUUUUUGCAAACAGCUUGUCUUGAUUCCAAAGGUAGGCUUACUGCUUUGGCAAACAACUUACCUACGUAUUUCUGUAUUGUACAUAUACAUACUAGUAUGUAUGUAUGUAUGUAUGUAUGUAUGUAGUAUGUAUCUUGAUCCCAAAGUAUAGCUGUUAAAGUAAUUGAUGCUUGUACCACUCAUAUUGGUAUUAGAUUUUCUACUUUGUUUUUUAACAAGAUCGAGUUAUGUUCAAAACCCCAAAACAGGCAAUCAUUGUGAUUUCGGUAUAAAGAACUUCAUUAUAACAAACUGCCAUAAUUUUGGUCCCUUCGUGUUCUUUAUAAUGAAGCUCUACUGUACUUAGUUACAGUAUUACUUAGUUUUUUUUUUUUGACAGUUUCAGAAUAUAACAAUGGUAUCUCUUCAGUGCACUUCCUCCCUUGGCCAUUUUAUAUUUGUAAACACCAUGUCACUGUUAGUAGACCCUUCAUGUCUCCUCUCAGCUGUCGCACUUUAAGCCCGAGGGGGAUGGCCUGCCACUGUCACGUCUCCACUGCCGGCCGGCGGGCCACUUCACUGGCAUUCAGCUGGAGGAAGAUACGCCAGAACUUGUGUGUGCACGUUUUGUUGGCAUGCACGAGUGUGCGACCACAUCUUGAACAGUGUGACUCAACGUUCCCUCUCUGGGCUGUUGUAAAUGCCCAUGAACUAGCAAAGUACGUUACAGAAAACCAUUUGUUUCUAUCACAACAGGUUUCUAUGAUGCCCCAACAAUAUCGUUUCCACACUUCUAACUGUAAGUGUAACAUUUCGUGAUGAACAUUGCAGCCAUCAUUCCGCAAGUCGCUCAUGUGUUGCAGCAUCCAUCUCUGAUUUGUGGAAACAUUCUUGUCAGGCCCGUGCGAAUAUCGUUAUUUUUAGUUCGAACUGAAUAUGAAUACCAAAUUAUUCUCGAAUACAAAUAUCAAAUUCAAAUAGUAAGAAUGUGAAUUAGAAUCCCACUAAAAAAAUUAUUUUACAUCAUAUAACACGUAGCGUUGUGGCUUCUGGGAAAUUAGACAAAUAAUAUUAAAGUGAAAGGUUGGUUAAGUUAGAACCACUACAAUACAUAAAAUUUUGUUAAAAAUAUUUAAAUUUUGAAAGAAAAAUAUUGUGUUUUUGGGUUGUUUCCCUUAUUUUCCAGAAAAUUUUUGUUAACCGCAAAAUACUGUAAAAUCCAGUUCAGGAAAGAAUUGAAUUUUUUUUUUUUAAUUUUGUGUUCCCAAAAGUUAGUGAUGAAUGAGUUAUUCACGUGCUUUUGUUAACGGCAGCCAAGUAAACUGUACUUUAGUUCAGCAAUAUUAUAAACACAAUUUUUGCUAAUUUCAACAGAUAUCCAAAAUCAUAAUUUUCCUUUUUUUUAGUCGCAUUGUCUGGUUUGUCAUAGAUAUAUAUACAGCAAGCAAGCUGCUACUGUGUUGCAUGAUUGAAAUUAUGGUGUUAGUUUCUUUUAAUGGCCAUGGCAAUGGAGUGUCUGUGUUUUGUGGUGUUGUAGACCAUGGUUGUUGACAUUUAUUUUUUCCCCAUUACCGGUACGUGGGACGAAGCAAUUAAAAAUAUUUAGUUUUCAAGAUUUAAAUGUUACAAAUAUGCUGGUUUUUGAAUAGUUCACAUGAUUUUUUCGUGUAGCGAGACAGAAGGCUGGUAAAAAUAAACUUUAAUACUUGUGCAUAUUUAAAAUUUUGUUAAUUUCAUGUUUUUGAUUGUAAAGUCCCAUUAAAACAUCAAAAAAGGGUAUUUAUAUAGCACAAAUGACUUAAUCUCAACAGUGUACAUUGGUGUAUGACAAACUCAUAGGUAUGCUAUGUCAAGGAUUCGUAAGCAAAUGAAUAUUUGUUAUUUUGAAGUAUGAGUAUGAGUAACACAACAACAUAUUUGCUACAAGCUUGGAAUUCCGAAAUUCCCUGACUUUUUCAGGUUUCCCAGGCCUUAAUUGACGAAUUUCCAUGACCUUUCAGACAUUCAAAUGUCAAAUUUUCAUAUUGGAAUGUAUGCAUAUCAAAAUAAAUUAAUAAUUACAUGAUAAAACUUCUUUUCUCGGAAGAAAACACUAGCAAAGGACUUCAACUGCACUAAUUGGUAAUGUAUUUUUACUCUAGAAUUCACGAUAUUAAAACUAAUUAUUGGUAAUUAUAAAGAAGAGCCUCUUUUCUGGAAAAAAUAAAAGUUUAAUUUUUACUCCCUGACACAAUUUCCAAUCAUUAAAUGUGUUUAGCAGUAGUUUACCACUCUCAGUGGUUAGGCUAGCGUUUAUAUUAGUGAUGGGUCAAUUCCGAUUCCAGAAUCGGUCGGUUACACCGAUUCCAGUAUAAUCGUGGGAUUCAGAAUACAAUGGUUUUGGAAUCGACCAUGACCGAUUCCUGCAUUGUUUUUAAGUUUGCAAAAUACAUCUCCUACGUAAGGUAGUAAUGCAUGCAAAUAUAAUUUUUAAACUACAUAACACAAUCUUUUUUACGGAACUGAGAUUUACGAAUUACGGUGAUUAACGUAUUUAUUUACUUGCACCGCAAUUUUACCUACAGUACAAAUGCAGUAUCUACUUUCCCGCUUUAAGUGAAAGCAUUUUUCGGAAAUUACGUUGCAACAGCACUGCAUUUGUAAUUGUAAACCUUCAAAAAUAAUUAGACUAGGGAUGGGGCGACCGAAUCCAAUAUCCGCAGAAUCCUAGGGAUUCGAAGCUUCGGCAGGUCUGAUAUAGGAUUCGUCAAAGGAUUCGGUUUUUUACUAUUUACGAAAAAAAAAUUACAGUAAAACUCGCUUACGAGGUCCCGCAUGGUAGGUUUUUCCGUAUAAAGCGUUUAAAUUGCCCGGGGUCUCAUCGUUUACGCCAUUAAAUGUGUGAUAUUAAGUCCCGUUAAAAUUUUUUAUGAAAGUUCCUGUCAAAUACAAAUAGUAAUGGCGCAUGUAAAUAUGAAGAAAAGACAAAUGAACAACAACAUACGAAGAAAUAUGGAUGAUGUACCAUAACUACAGUACAAACCCAAUAGUUAUUUUAAGAUAAUUACCAUAAAAAGAACUAAAGAUUCUUUGUAGAUACCAUAGUUACUACAGAAGCAGGUAGCUACCACAUUUGCACUAUAGUUACCGUAACAACCGAGAUGUAUAUUUACCGUGAUAGUAAUGUAUUAUUUAUUUAUGACAUUAAAUUAAAGAACAUUGUUGAAAAAAAAGGAUGUUAAAUUUUGAUAUGUACGGUUGGCACAUGUUUCUAAGAAAUAAUGAGAUCUGAAAGAAUGCAGUACUACAACGAAAAGUGAAAAUGGUACUCGUGGAUGUUUAGGUGAUUUUUAGGUUAUGGCAGUCUCUUUCGUUUUUCAGUAAUAUCUGCCGAAAAAUAACAAGCAUAUCGGAAGUCGGCAGAAAUACAGAUUCAACUAAAUAUUGGCAAAAUCGGCUUCUUCAGUAAAGCUAUACAUUUGAUGACAUGAGUAAACAUAUUUCAGACUUCAGGAUAUUGAAAAAGACUUUAAUUUUCAUGUAAGUUUAUUGUGCAUAUGUUUUUUUUCAAGUGUAGAUUGAGUUAAGUAAAAUGCUUUUAUUUUUAUUGCUUUCAAUUGAUUAAACUUUAAUGACCCGUUACAGAUAUUUAUGACACUAAUUUUGAGGUUAAGCAAUUUUACUAAAGCAUCCCAGUCACGCAGGUUUCCAGCGAAAGACGCUUCUCUUCUGCUGGAAAAACUAUCUCCAAUCGUAGAGCUAAUUUAACUCCUGAACAUGCAGAACAAAUUAUUUUUCUGCAUGAUAGAUUAAAGAACAGAAUUUAAUACUCUUAUGACAAUCUCUCUCAGAAUUAUUGUGCUGAAAAGUGGAAAUGUUGAAACAAUGUGAAUGUACUUUUCAAACAACAUGAUUUUUUGUGCUAAGUUUGUUGAAGCUCAGUAAGGACUCCAGAAAAAUUGACAAGGAUGAAAUUAUUCCAAAGAUAUGUUACAUUUACACAAACAUAUACUUGUAAACUGUGGUUAUGUUGGUUGGAUGAUAUCAGUUACUAAUGAACCAAUGGAAACAGGUAUGUUUUAGCAGUGCAAAAUGUACACACACUCUGUAAAUAGUUACCCAAAAUUAAUAAGCCCACUUCAUUUUAAUACUUUAUUCAAACAUUAUACUAAGUUUAAGAUAAAAAUAAUUUCCCAAAAGUGUAACUGUACCACUAAAGUUCAAGCUCGAGCUCGCUCAAAGCUCGAGAUGUUUCAAGUAGGCUCGCUCGAGCUCGGCUCGAAGUAAAAUUCUUAGGCUCGCAGACCUCUAGUUAUUUAUAGAAAAAAAUCCUAACCGCUAAUCUGUACUAAAUCUGAAAUUUCUCAAGAAAAAAUUUUUGUCUUUAUAUACACUUAUACCAGAAAUGUACCAAACAACAUGUGAGAAAGUCAAGGGACUUUUAGUGCAAGCAGAAUACAUCUCACUUACAUUAGAUAUGUGGUCAUCAUCUGUUAAAAGAUUCGGGUUUGGGUUCGAGAUUCGGCACUUCCAGUCGAGGAUUUGAGUUCGGAUUCGAGGAAAUCAGGAUUCGCCCCAUCCCUAAAUUAGACAAAACCAUAAAUUUUUAAAGAAAAUUAUGUAAAUGUAAAUGGCAAGUAAAAUAAUGUAAACGUUGUUAACUAUUUGAUCAUGGCAGCUACAUUUGCCAUUGUAAACAACCUAAUUUUUUGUUUGUGCUACCUGCCAUGGUAAACCAUACGGCCAUGAACCAAAUCUUUGGUGACGUGAAAAUUAAGAUGUUUCACAUCGCUGCACUUUAAACUUUAAAGAAUUAAAAUGAAAUAAUUUUUGAAUGAGAUUUUACCCAAAUUCACAGUGGAUUUCUGCAACUAUAUUAAAAUAAGUUUAAAAGCAACAUAACCAAAUUGCUAUAAAUUGGCGUUCUUGUGCGUGUUCAGCGAUGCUCGUUUUACAUUAGAUAUAUUUUGGAAAGGCAGUUGGCUAAUCUGAAUUUCCAAACAUUGCUGCUGAAACGUUCGUAAAUUUUUAUUACCAAACAUAAACAAUCUUUUGAAAGUAUUUGUGUUAGUUUAACAGAAUUGUUUCCGAUAAAUUUCUGAAAUGAAUUAAAUGUUAACACGCGAUUAUUUGAAGAGUUUAAAUAUUUUGUGUAAGAAAAUCUCACCAUAAAAUGUGGAAAUUUUGAGAUGCUAAAACAUGCACAGAACUUUCUUAACCAAGAACCGAAAACUUAUUUUUUCUUUGCGGUUGUGAAGAACUACAAGGCUGGAUGGAUUUAUUCUUUGCACCAAGUGAAAUAAUUAAUUUAUAGGUAAUAUAUUAAAACGUAAGCAUCUCUGACAUUUUAUUUUAAUUAGGUGCAUAUUUGUUUCUUGUCAUUUCCAUCAUAAUGAGAUAAUAAAGUUUUAUUUUUACAUUUCCCUCUUUUUAUUUUUUUCCGUCCUGAUCCCUUGAAAUAUGUAUAAACGAGGUUAUAUUGUCAUUUUAUUUGGAUCAUUAUUUAGUUGUGCUUGAAAAUAAAAUUCUUAACCUAACCGUACAAACCUCUUGUUUUACAAUUAAUUAAUUGAGUUGAUAAUGUAAGGUAUCUAAAGUUGGUUAAGUUAUAACAUUUUUACAAUUUACGUCAUAAGACAUCUUUGAUUAUUUGCAGUGUUUGAACACGUGUUUUGUCUAACCAUGUGCAAGGUUAAAAGGCCAAAUUGUGCUAGAAAUUCAAGGUAGCAUAACUUGAUGGUAAUGAACAUACUUUUUAACAUUAUGUAAGCUGUAUAUAAUGUUAAUUUCUGCACAGAAAAUGUAACACAACACAAUUACAUUUAUAAAAUCCUACACAACCUUUUUUUUCUUAGUAUAUUACUCUGUUGAACAUUGUCAGAUAAAAAUUAAGGAAUCAGAAUCAGAUUCGAAGAAUCGACCCUUCAAUUUAAGAAUCGAAAAUGGAAUCGGUAUAUUUUAGGAAUCGGCCCAACACUAGUUUAUAUAUUGCAAUUACUGCAUUAUCAUAAUAAUCAGUUUGAUUAGGCCUCCCCCCAGGCAAUUGAACAUGUGCGGUCAGGUUUUUCGUUUAAUAUAUUUUGUUUGAUAUUAACGUAUAAGCCCUACCUACGUAACCAGUCUAUACGAACAAUGCAGAAAUCACAAAUAUAUUCUUGAUAAAACUUCUGUUUUGACCAUCUUACCAACACAAAAAUUAUUAAUUUAAACUUCAUUACAAGUGAUUAAAUUAUUCUGCUAUUUUUGAAUAACUCUUCUAACUUAAUCUCUAUUAAUCCACAAAAGCCGGUAAUCUCCAGUAUUAUUGUAAAUAAGUUCCAUGUUGGAUUAUUUAUUGACUGUACAUGUCAAUCAAAAUAAAUGGCAUCAUAGUAAAAUUAAUGUAGUCUGAGAUCAAAAUACAUGAUUGCAAACUAUUACUAGCGAUACCUUGAAAAUUUUGAGUAAAGGCUAUCAAAUUUAUAUGUAAACAUGCAUGUUUAAUGACUUUAUAAAGACCAUUUGUAUAUAUGUUUCACAUUUAUUGUUUGUGCUUGAAACUUGGAAAUGUCACAGUAUUUUUUUUUGCGCAAUGCUGUAGUUUGGAUGUGGACAAAACUUUCUCCAAGCUUAUAAGUAUCCAACAAAAGUUCGUCAAACUUAAGACUACCGUCUAGACACAACUCGGUGCUGGGCGCUGCUAUGAUUCACCAAUUUUUGGGUGAAAUUGUUAACUUCCGUCGACACGGAAUGUUUUGGUCGCCUGGGCCAUAUCAGUCACGAACGUAGUGAUAAUUGCGGCGGGUUGGUUCAGUUACAGUUGUGAUUAGAAGGCACGCAGACGUCUGCGGAACGAGCGUGUUGGUGCGGCUCGAAUUCUGGAAGAAGCAAUUUGAAGACAUUAAAAAUGUCUUGCAUAGUAAACAUAGAAUUAUGGAAUAUUACUGAAUAAUUACUGGCGCUCCACAGGAUGAAGGAACAAUCAAUGUUGCGCUACAUUAGUGGUGGUAUUAGCAUCUCGUUUUUUCAUUCUUCUUUGUUAUUAGUCCCUUUUUCCUCGAAGGGAGACGUGGAGUGACGUUACGUGAACGGGUUGCGGCUGCAUCGGUAAUUUCAGGAGUCAUCCGGGUUGCGUUGACCUUUUUUUUGUGGGUGUAAAGUGAACGAAUCAGUUAGCUGUCGCGAACAGGUCCCGGAAGCGACGACACAACUUGGUGCUGGGUACUGCUAUGAUUCACCAAUUUUAGGGUGAAACUGUUAAUUUCCAUCACAAAAAAACAAUUCAUAAAUAAUUUUUUUCUUGUUAAAUUAUGUGUUAGAGUUUGUGUGUGUGUGUGUGUGUGUGUGCGUGUGCACACGAGGCCAUAUGGCAGUGUUUAUGGUUUUCCAUCCCUCUCUUCGUAAAUGUCACGUGAACUGACACCCACACAAUAAAUGUGUCCAUCUUCAAAGUUGUUUUUGUUGCAACUAUGCUCAAUCAUUUUUGUUUUUGAAUGAGAUUUCCCACACUUUUAACUGAACAUAUCACGACAAAACUGCAGCCAUCACUGGUGUUUAUAAGAGCACCUUUUAUAUUCCUCCAGCCUCGGGGUAAACUGCAUUUUUAUAAAUGGAACUCACAGAGAGUAGCUUGGCACCUCUUCUCCCUCCAGCAAAGGGAUGGGUAAACAUUAGGGAUGGGCCGGUCGAAUCCUCGAAUCCACGAAUCCCACCGAAUCUCUAGUAUUCGAAAGAUUUGAGAUUCGAGGAAAAGGAUUCGAGGAUUCGAAGAAAUAUUCCAGGAAAUGUUGUAAAUUUAAAAAUUCAUGCCUAAGAUAACAAGGCACAUAUAAUUUUACCGUUUCCCAAGAUUCUGUACUUUUAAUAAGUAAUUAAGUAACUAAAAUUACUAUGCACUGAUGUGAAACCUAUGUUCACUAAAUGAACAUUUUUGCACAGUGGCUUCAUAAAAGUGGAAAUUUAUUAAGGCAUAAUUCACAGAAGUGUCAUCUGAAUAAGCUAAGACUUAAAAUAAAACACGUUUCGGAUCGAAACUCAUAUAAUGAUUCUCGACUUUUAAAAUCAGUUAACCUAGAAAUUCGUUGGUAAUAUAACCAUAAUUUUGGCCUCCAUCACAAGUUACGGCAGCACAUUCAGUAUUAACAACGAAAUUAACUUUCUCUAUAAAAAACAUACGUUAUGCAGUAUUUAUUUUAAUAGCAAUUCAAUUUUAAAUUUGCUUAUAUCAAACACGUUUUCCGAAAUGAAUAUAAUUAUCUUUCUACGUCCGUGUUUGUUUUUGUUAUACUACCAACAUUAAAAUAUUUGCUGAGUGUUGCAUAAUGGCCAACAUAUGUAUGUUAGCCAGUUAUUCUCAGCAGCAAAAAAUUACGAAUCUUCAUAUCAAGCAUUUUAAAUUUCCAAGAUAAAAUAUACGCAGUGCCCAUCCACUUUAGUUCUGAAAUUACAACUAAUUAUUUUCUUUGCUUAAGUGAGCCUAAAUGUUAAAAGUUAUACGACGAAACAUUCUUAUUUCCUAAAAAUGGCUAAAACCAAGAUGGCCUACUUUGGUUGACUACUUCUGUGACUGUUAAUAACAGUUAUGUUGGUAGCACUAAAAUUGUUCCGCCGGAUUAUAAUUUCUGUUUCCGUGACUGAAAUAAUGUAUUCUAGGCAGUGUGGUGUUGAAACAUUAUAUAUGAUAUUUAAGUUCAAGUAAUAUACUUUUACCGAUAUCAAGUUCAAAAUGUCAAGUGAAGUGUGGGAACACUUUUCAGUUUAUGCGAAAGACCCUAACUAUGCCGUUUGUAAAUACUGCAAACAAAACAUUUCUCGUGGUGACAAGAGCCAAACAACUAGUGCUAUGAAGAAACACUUGAAGAAACAUCCAGUCCACGUUAGGGCUGCAUCACGUUCUGUGAGUAGUUCUAAUGAAAUCAUUGGUGAAAAUGUGGCUGAACUAAAAUUAGUUGAAACUGAAACUGACUCGUCUAGUAAAGAGAGUCAACCAGGAUAUAGCAAAAGCAUUGUACAUCAAACUCAACCAACACUUAAAGAUUUCAUUGCAAAAAGAGAGAAAUUUAAGCCAGGAGAUACAAGAAGUGCAAAUAUUACCAAGUUAAUUGGCAAGAUGAUUUGUUUGGACAGACAGCCUUUUUCAGUGGUCGAAGAUAAAGGUUUCAAUGCUCUAGUGGAUCAUCUCGAACCUAGGUACGCCAUGCCAUCACGGAAAUAUUUUGCUAAUAAAGUUAUUCCCAGCAUGUAUGCUGAAACUGUGUCAUCUGUACAAAAAACACUAAGUGAAGCAGAGUUUGUCUCGGUUACAAUGGAUUUGUGGACCUCAACAGCCAAUGAUGACUACUUAGGAGUAACUGUGCACUUCAUUGACAGAGACUUUUGUGCCCAGCAUAUACAGCAAAACCCCUUAUUUGCACUUUUCAUGGGGACAAAGUAAAAAAGUGUAAAAAGCGGGAAAGUGUAAAUAAAGGGAAAAGCAUAAAAAGGAGUACAGUUUACCUUAUUUAGAAUUUUUUUCCUUUUGUUUAAUAGCACAUACUACAAUGCAGGUACAAACACACUAACAACAAAAUUUUACUUUAGUAUUUAAUCAAUUAUUAAUUUACCACAUUUGACAAAAAUAAAAAAAGAAUGAAAGCCAAAAUGUUUUUCUGAUUACUUCCUAAAAAAUAAAUUUGAAAUUUUCUUCUGCUUGCUUUUUUGGCUGUUCAAGGAGAUUAUUUGCCUCUCCAAAUUAUAAAUACAGUUGCAACCGGCAGGGUUUAUAACAAAUACGGGCUACAUACACAUUGCUCACAGUAAAAAAAUUUUUAAGAAAAGGCCGCAAAUUGAUGAAUAUUUACCGUCAAUAGCGCGCCAAACGCGGAGAAAGGUCAUUGUACUCGGUCAGCUGCUGUAACGACGCGGCGGCGCAUGCGCACUCUAUGCUCCGCCCAGACUCAUGACGCCAUCAGCCGCCAACCAAUAGAUGCGAGCUUAGCGGAAAAAAAUAUAAGCUCCACCUCCCGUGUACCAAUUUUAUCCAGUUCUAAUACCAGUUUAUUGGUAUACGCACCAGUUUUCUCGCUGCCGUGACAUGUUCAAGUUUACGUUUAUCAUGAUGUCUUGAUACCAAUAAUUAAUUAUUUACGAUCCCCAGAAAUAAAUGGUUAGUUUAAAAAAUAUGGCGUCAACUGUACAAUACAGUAAAACCUUUUUGUUGCGACCCCAUUUAUUGCGACCACCUCUCUAUUACAACCCGAUUUCGAGGAACCGUGAAAAAAUUGCCGAAAAUCCGAAGAUAAACAGACAGAAAAUAAGUUUCUUGUGGUGAGUAACGUGUUGCUGCGUUUCUCUUGCCGAGUGCUUCCUGUCGACCGCUGUCAGCGCUUAACAACCCCCAUUCCACGUCCCUUUGUCGGCAGGGUGCAGAUAAAGGUUUUUGUGGCAACGUGUUUACGUUUAGCUUAUUGCGAGUGUCUAGUGUGGUACGCAGUUAAGGCAAAGCUACCUGCUGGAUUUCUCUUGAUUUUGAUUACUAUCGGUUGACAAUACACAGCAACCGACUGGAUGCACGCCCGCCUCGACUUGUUUUAACUGCCGCAGCGAUGUUUAUUUUGACAGCUCAAGCAAUUAAUUUUUCCCGUGGGUUGAUAGAAAAAGGUCGCUUCACCCAGCAUAAAAAAAAAGGCUACGCCACUUAUUCCCCGCGCAGGAAACACACUGGCUGCCGUCUGUCUACCCCGCAUUUAUCUUUCUUCUAACAUUCCACGUUCUCCUCUCGCGCGAGCAAUAACUAGGGCCACGAUUAUAUGGUGAAUCGCGAAAUCGCGAAAUUUUCCGCGAAUUUAUAUGGAAAAUGCGAAAAAAGCGAUUUUUAAGAAAAACCGCUAAAUAACACCGAAAUUACACAAUACAAGUCUCUUAUAUUUUAAUGUGAAAAGCUUAAUAGUCAAGACUUGCCCGGGUCCUGGUUGAUAAGCUGGAAAAAUUUCCUGCCUUGCAUUUCUACAUGCUUCCUCUAAUCAGCUUUAGGGCGCCGUCUGGUCAGCGUGUGUGUUAGUGAAGCGGGAUGAUAAGAUCGACGCUCAAUGGUAGUUCUAGCGCGGUAAAACCUCUAAGUGCAAGGCUUCUGAACUGGCGCGCAGUCAUCUCGUUCCCGUCAGAUAACAGUGAAAUUUGAGCGGUGACCAUAACAUUAUAUGGCGGAAAAAUAAAGAUAAAGGUGUAAUGCAUUUCCCUAUGAUACUUUCAAGAAAUUUGUAACGGGUUUUUUACACCUAAAACUUCGAAAACAUGUCUUUUAGCCAUUUUAUCUCAAAAGAACCAUUAACAAAUUCUUAAAUGCUUUUCGUAAACAGACUCCAGUCGGAUAUAUAGUAUAGUUUGGAAAUUGCGUAGGUUUUUCGUGGCUGUGCGCGGCACACGACUGUAGUUGCCAUGCGUCACGCGCCGAGAAUGUUGUCCGGCAGGAAGGGCGAGUAUAGUUCAUUUGCGGCAAAAAUGAAUACUUUUACGGCCCUGCUAAAUUUUUCCAUUAAAUAAAUUUUGAAGUUUCAGUGAUUUUCCUUCAGAAAUAAUGUUGUGUAACUAACAAACAAUUUGUAUCAAAACAAUUAACGGUAAAUGGCUGUCGCGGGGGCCCUUAAAAAUUUUUCAUUUUAUCAGAACUGGACUAUACAAACCUGGCUUUAGUCGCACACAGUUUGGUGAAGGUGAGGAAGGAUGUUGACAGUUUCACAUGCCAAAGGACGUUGAAGUAGGAGGGGGAGAGAGACACGAUGGUUUGUAUGCCUGGGAGGGAUGAACCUUGAAGUCUAGACAAGGGAAGGAGAGGUAAGCCGUAUGACGUCAUGCAUCCGCCGCCUGUGCUGCCGCCAGCCUGUCUAGACGAUAUUCCCGCGCUCCCACUUACGUUGCACAAGCUACUGCUGCCGUAUUUUUAAAGGAAAUGUCCCAUUAUUUUUUUGUUAUUCUCACAUGAACAUUAUUGGAAAUAUUAAAGCCGACACAAAAAAUACGCUGUGUGUUAAAGUUAACAGAUUUUAAUAAUCUUUCAUUUUGUUUUGUUUUAAAUUUUUUUUCUUCUGAUUUUCACAUUUUGGUCAAAAUGUCCAAUUUUUUGACGGUUCUCGAGAAUGUAUUCGUAAAAUCACUGCUUCGUUAAAUCCGGGGUUCGUGACAUCGGGGUUCUAGUGUAUUUAACUACGGCAAGCAAGAAAUCGUACAUGUAAUCUAACCAGUAAAAAUAAACUGUCUAUUGACAUAUUUUCUUUAGAGGUGGCCUGUAGGGCGACGGACUUGUCAUGAAGGUUUAAAGCACAGCCGUCUAGCAUUGUGAGUGACAGCAUCCUGCCAUUGUAUGGCUGGUUUCUUAGCGAGUAGCGGUUUGGGAAAAGGGGUUGGGGGGGGGGGGGGGGGGGGUUGAAAUCAACUGAAAAUUUCGGAAAACAUCUAUUACGACCCCCCCUCUAUUCCGACCCUAUUCCUGGGAACCGUGAGGGGUCGUUUCAGAGAGGUUUGACUGUACUUCCCAAAUUAUAAAAGACGUAUAAAACAGUUACCAAGACACCGCUCAUUUUAUCUUGUGAAGUUUAUGUCUCGUACCAGUAUUUCGGCUAAGUUGUGACAUAAAUACAGUAUCAGAACUUACAAGCAGCCAUGUUUGUACAUUCAUGAGUUUACGUUUUUCCCUCGUGCAUUUUAGAUUGUCUCCUGCUAUAAUUACUCGUACUUUUACACGCCUAGGCUUAAAUUAUUACAUGUUUAGAAAUAAAAGCAACUUUUCAUGUUAUAAAAUAUGUAUAUUUUGCUAUUUAAAAUGUUCAUUGCCUACUAGCUCCACGGUAUUUUCUGGUUGUUUAUGGUUGUUCGUGACGUAAAUAGCGGGAUUGAUUCGAUUUUUGAGACGUAAUUCGCGGGAAAGUAUUGUAUUGGACUAUAUGGGAACCAAACGGGACCUGAAGAAUAUAGUGCAAAUAACGGGAAAACGUAAAUAACGGUAACGUAAAUAAGGGGUUUCGCUGUAUGUAUAGAGGUGGUACCGUUUCCAGAAAUCUCCCAUUCUGCACAGAACAUUUGCAGUUUUCUGACAAGAACACUGGUUCAGUGGGAAAUCAAUGAAAAAGUGUUUGCUGUUGUACGAGAUAAUGCAAGGAAUGUUGUAGCUGCAUUGAACUUGUCCAGUUUCAAUCACAUCCCAUGCUUGGCACACACUUUACAGUUAGUAAUAAAAGAUGGUCUUCUUAGCAGCAAAAUGGUUGCUGCAGCAACAGGUGCAUGUCUUCGCAUGGUGGGACAUUUUAAACAUUCAUCCCAUGCAACCAAAGUAUUGAGAGAAGCCCAGAAAACUGUUGGUUCACCUGCUCAUAGGCUCGUGCAAGAUGAACCAACUCGAUGGAAUUCAAUCCUGCAUAUGCUUGAGCGACUAUAUGAGCAACGGAGAGCUUUGGCUCUUGCAGCAACCAAUCUUGCCUUGCAUGUAAAAAUAUCUGUGGCCCAGUGGGAACUAAUUGAAAACAUAAUACCUAUUCUGAAAAUAUUUGACCAAGCUACCUUGCAAGCAAGUAAGGCUGGUGUUAAUUCAUCAGAAAUCAUACCCAUUGUUAACAGUCUGCUACAAGAGUUAAAGAAACCUGCACCUGUACUUUCAGGUCUUCAGGGUGUGAAGAAGGAUCUCUUUGCAUCCUUGACAGAAAGAUAUAGGACACUAGAAGAAGAAGAAGAAGAAGAAGUGUAUGUUUUAAGUACACUUCUUGAUCCUCGAUUUAAAGGAGCUGUGUUCACAAGCAAGGAAAAGCUUGACAGGGCAGUGGAACUUCUCACUACAGCAGCACAAAAGCUUGACUUGCAUAAGCAUUGUGGAGUUGUGCAAGAUGGGGUACCUAUUCAAACUGGUUCCUCAAGUAGCAUAUGGUCACUUUACUCGCAGAUAAUGCCUGAACGCCUCGCAUCCAACAAGUCGGAUUCUACAGCUGUUGAUGAAGUGACCAGAUACCUGCGUGAUCCAACAGUUAACCCAGAUACAAACAUCUUGGAGUAUUGGAAAACUCAGUCUGCAUGUUUACCCAGGCUACAUAAACUGUCGAAAAAAUAUUUGUGUUCACCUCCAGCGACAGUGUUCUCUGAACGUUUGUUCAGCACCGCAGGGAACAUAUGUGACCAAAAACGAAAUUUUCUGGAUCGAGAACGUGUCAAAAUGCUUGUUUUUUUAAAUAAAAAUUUAAAGGGUUGA